AUGGAUUGCAGUGUUAGACACAAGAGUUUUUAUGGUGUGGCUCACAAAAAAUAUCUCGAAACUGAUAACAACUUCUUGAGGACAAUCUUUUCAAAGCCCUACGUUUUGGACCCAAGAACUAUCUCCAACACAGCAAGAAAUGUUUGUUAUGGCAAAACUCGAAAAGAAAAUGCGUUGUUGCUACGGAAAAUAGACGCGAUCAAAGACGAAUUGAGACGUAAUUUGAAAAAAUACCGAGAAGAGAAAAGUAACCUCGAACAAGUUGUUUUUCACCUAAGCUGCCAAAGAGAAGGUAUGUCAAAGAAGGUUAUUGUAAAUACAUCGAGAGGUCAACGCCAGGAAACGUAUUCGUAGAUCUUUUUCAAUUAUCGAUCUUUUAACCUCUUUGAUAUGCUGUGAUCUCAGGCAUUUUUCGCACUUUGCAAUACUCGUUUAUAACCAACGAUGCAACAAUUGUUAAAAUGUGAGACAGGGAAGACGUUCAGCAAGACUGCACACCUUAGAAUAUAUUCACUUAUGGUAACCACCUGUUAGGAAGUGCGUCAAUAAAACGAGAGUUGCAUACGCACAGGUUAAAAAUAUACUCUGCAGAUUUCUUCCUCCCAAAACAUGCUCCUAAAAAAGCAGCAACAUGCAAUAACAACAGCAAGGAAGAGAUCGGAUUGCAAUUUCGCACUGAGUUGCGAGAAAUGUAGCCGAACUUUCUUUCAAUGUUAAAGCCAGAGUAAAAAGCCAGCGUCGAACACAGCCUAGGCAAAAAAAUAUAAAUGUCUUUUCUGCACUGGGCCCAGUUGUUCGAACGCCGGUUUGUGCUAAACCAGGGUUAAAUUUUAACCAGGGCUUCUUUUUCUUUUCAUCAAAAGCACUCUCUCAGAUGAUUUCCUAUAUUUUUUUUAGAGUCAUUCAGUCCAAUCAUCAAAUUAUAGGUAAAGAGAAUUAAACUGAAUUUGCUUUUAUGCUCUCAUAUCUGAGUUCAAAUUCACACUAACCCUGGGUUAUCUUCACCCACCUUCGAACAACCCGGCCCUGGUCUCCUCUCUUUAUUUUCUGUUGAUCGGCUACCAAAAGGAAAAGUGGAUAUGUUUUGCCCCAUGUUAGGGAUUCUGAAUUCCGGAAUCCAGGAAAUUUUUGCUCGUGGAAUCCGGAAUACAAAUCAAGGACUCCGGAAUCCCACUAACGAUUCGAAUCCGGGAUCCAAGUUCCACUGACAAAGAAUCCUGAAUCCAGUACCUGAAUUACGGAAUCCACAGAGUGGAAUCUAGAAUCCAAUACUGUCUUGGAUUCCCUUACAUGGGGAUAUAUCAGUGGCGGAUCCAGGGGAGGGACCCGGGGGCCCGGUCCCUCUACCUUAUUUUUAGACCAAACUGAGGCCCGAAGGGCCGAAAAAAGUUUUUUAGGAGACCGGGCCCUCCUCCUUAUCUAAGGGUCUGGAUGACCACCCACCCCCUCCCCCCUUAUCUCAAGGUCUGGAACCGGCGCUGUAUAUGUUCCUGAACAGCGUCUUGUUGUAUUUUUAACCUUUUCCUUUGAUUCGCAGGUUUAACACCGUUAGGAAGUCUUAUUUCUGGAGAUACACACCAUCAGCUAGCUUCUUCACGAGGAAUGCAAGCUAAGAGUGACUGUCGGCAAAUCAAAAGCAUUCGUCGUCCUCUUGCUCCGGAGAACACUCGGGAUCACGGAACUAGACCUUCUACUCAAUCUAGUCUCCAGUCUUUGCGGGGAAUGACUAUCCCGCGUGAGGUAAAACGUGAGAUCUUAAGGCGGCAGUCCAUGCGCUCAAAGGAAAAACAGCAGCAGCAACUACAAGGCGAUAAGCAACGAGAAAUGCAGUUGGAGGAUACUGUGGGAGUGUAUACCAGGAUAAAUAUCUUAAAGGGUAGUUUGAGCUACAAGGGAAAGCCUACGAACAGGUAUCUUUGUUUGUGACUUUAAUUUAUUGGCUGAUUUGAGGUUGUCCUUGAGACUGCGCGCGUAGUUGUUGUGUGAUGGAGUCGUUUUGGGCAUAGUAUCCCUUAUGUUAUUGGCAAUUAUAAGGUUUCAUGGGAGACUGGGGCCAAAUUCGUCACCCAAAACAAUCUCUCAACGUCACCAAUACAAUGAGUUAAGGGGGCAUAUUUUGUAGCCACAUUAGACCAUAGUCACUAUGGCAAAUCACAGAAAUCGAGGAAAAUAGUAUCAACCAACCGAGUCAAAUACACCAGGGGACGAAAGGAUGCGGUAAGAUUUGACUGAAGAUAUGCCAGAUGAGUCAGCCAACUGCUGAAACAAGGCAAGGCAAUGCAAAACCAAAGCAACUAUGAAAUUGCUCACGAAUUUCACUAAAUAUCAAAACUGAUCUGAUUUUUAUCAGACGUUUUAAUCAGUCGUGAGUAAACUGCUUUAGGUUUGGGAUGAAUUUCACGGCAGUUUUCCCCUUAGGAGCAUCGCAUAAACCCCUAAACAACCCACACUUAAUUUAGUCCCAGAUAUAUGCGCUCGCUCAGGUUCUUCUGGCUGGAGUCUUUGUUUCAAGUAUAUAAAACGGAACAUUUAAAUUUCCAUUUAGCUCUAAAUCGCAAAUUUCUACCCCAACAGAAAUAGAUAAAACUAAUUUCUGUUUUUUUGAAAUUAUACAGUCCUCUCAUGAUUCAGUAGUAAAAAUAUGGUUUCUACGGAAAAUAGAAGCUCUGGUGAACUUUAAUUAACUGCUUUUGAUUCAACUUCAGUUUUUAUGACUUUCCAUUAUUUAAUUUACAGUUUUGAGGAAGGAGGUAAAAUGGUCAACGCGCAUACACCAUCAUCAAUGUCCCAAACUUGCAAAAACCAGUUUACCUCGCCUACCAGUGAUUCAAUGAGUAUGUCAUUCCAAAGAUCCUCUGUUUUGAGCACGAAAGAUAGAAAUGAAUAUCGAAAAGAUUUCCGUCAUGUAAGGAAUCAGGAGGUCUUUCCCUCGCAAAAACCUAUAGCAAGAAAAGGCUCAAGCGCUGUUACGAGGAGAAGAAAUAUCCAGGGAGCAUUUGUGGGCCCCAAAGGGAACAAUGCAACACUGCAUGAUAGAUAUUGUACUAGUUGCUCAGGAGAAAGUCUGAAGAAAGGAGAACUAGAAGUACUUUCGGACUACGAGGUGGUCGCUUACCACGAUCUGGAAGAAGAUAAAAAAGUUGCCCUAGGGAAGACCUCUCAGGGCUUUACUACUGUGGAGAAAAAAUUUGAUGAAUCAAAGUGUGACAAAAAAAAUAAGUCUGAAAUUGCAAAAAAAGAAUUUGAGACAAAAGGCUCCUCGUCGGGAGUAUUGGGGACUGGUGACAAAAAAAGAAAUUUUAUUCAAGCAGUAACGAACAGAGUGAUUCUUCCGAUCCGGUUACAGAAACAAACCAGUCGUUUGAAUAAAAGAGGCGAUUUGGUGGUCCACCGUGAGCGUAGUUUUACAGUUGGCGAAGACGUACUAAAAGAAGAGAAAUUCAUGGAGAAAAAUGAAGAAAAUGGUGUCUAUAAAACAGAAAAGGUGACUCCUUUGAGCGCUGGUAAGUUGCAAAAGUUGAUCAGAGAAAAAGUUCUCAGCCAAUCACAAGCUAAAAGCACGAAAGCCAAUCCCAAGACAGUGGUGCUGGCUGACUACGUGCGUACACUCCAAAUGCACAUGGGAAUCACAGACAGUGUCGUCCCAGAAAGUAAAUCACCUGACUUUAGUGCAACUCCAUUUAUAGCAACAGCAAGAAAGUUUGGAAGUGAAGAUGGCAAGGAAGAUCCUCCAACAGCGAUGCAAAGGCGGUUAGAAAUGCUGCAGGAGCAACUGGUUCGACUACCAUCGACGUUUACUUUGUUAGACGGAGACUUGGUGGAAGAUUGACACUUUGUUCACGCAGUUAUUUUUCGAAAACUAUCUCUUUCGGAAGUAGAUUUGUACUAUGCAGGGAACAUAUAGUGACACAGAAUUGAUUAUUUAAGAAACAUUAUUUUGUAAUUUUGUUGUAUAAAUUCAUUUUGCAAGUAUCUGCACUUUCUUUCUUUUAUAUUCUUAUAUGCAAUUUUAACUUAUGAAAACUUUCGUUGAUAUCAACACUGUCGAAGGAGUAUGUCCUCUCUAAAUAUUGGUAACUAAUAAUAGUAAUAGCGCCUCCUUGAAGAUACCUAAGUCACCUGAUGGGCAAGCCUACUGGGAUUUGCCGGUUUACGCUGACCAUACCUGUGUCAAGGAUAACGGAGUGGAUGCACGGUUUUGCGGAUCAUAAGGGAAAGAAAGUUUGGGCAGUGUACGUAGCUGAGGAGGCAAUACCCAGGUUAUAGAUAACAUUGAGCAAUGUAAUAUUGUCAUUGAUAAGCUAGGAGGGUGGUCAAAGGACCUUGAGCUGACUAUGAAGAAGCUCGUUGAUGCAAGGGCAAAGGAUGUUAUGCGAAGAAUACAGACAGCCACAAUCUCGUGCUCGUUAAACAUAUAGAGCACGUACUUUCAAAGCAACUGUUUUUUAAUUGUCGGAAAGGACGUAUUAGGGCCGUGUUUCGAUGAGGUCGCAGAAGUGACGUUUUAAGUGCUUUUUUCAGGACUAGUCUAGAUUCGAAAAGAAUUUUUUUCUCAUUUACAGAUAUUCAUUUACGUUAUUCAUUACAUAUUCAGUUACAUUUUAUUCUCUUCACUUGUAUCUUUUUGUAUUGUUAUUAUUCAUUAUUAUGGUUAUAAUAAUUAUUAUUAUCAUUAUUAAUUUUUUAAAUUUUGCCAUUGUAUUGUUCCAUUUCGGGAUUCCAUAACAAAGUUCGUUUUCUAUAGUAAUUUAGUUCCUUUUAAGGUCACGUAGGCUACGCUGUGCGCCCUACGUGGUUAACAGUUCUCAUUCUUAGACUAUACUGUAUCAUAACCAACUCAUUAACUUACUGCUUUUGUUAUCUUUUUUUGAAUUAUUGUUAUUUAUGAACAUGAAAAAUGCUGACAAGUGAACAAUCAGAAUUUAGGUACAUCCAAGACUGAAUUUACUUAUGCUAUGAUAUUGUGUCCAUAGCGGAGAGGUGUUUUUCUCAAGAGAUGUCAAUUUCAAAUAUACUUACAUUUAAUUUACCUUAGGUCACCUCAAAUCGCCUAAAGUCGUCUAAGAUCACAUUAAAUCGCUUAAAGUCGCGUUAGAUCGCCUAACAUUUUGAGCAAAUUUUAGUAAAGUCGCCUUAAAUCGCCUUAGCUUACGGCGACUUAAGGUCCCAUGCUGCCGCUUUUUUUCAGCCUCCUUCAAAUCCCCAAAACAUGUCAGUCUUUAAAAACAGUGUUCUCGUUUGGCUGCGGAUCGUCACGGAUCAGGAUGAUAAAUUACACUAUUUUUAUUUCUUGGCUCCGACUGAUUCCCGUUUCAUCUUGCACAGCUCUAGAUAUGGUUCAAAGAUAAAAUUUUCCGUAUGAAACGGUCAUCUUAAGUUUAAUAACGUACUUUCCACCAACUCUGGUGUAUCGUAUCAUUGAUAUUUCCGCGAACCAGCUCUAGUGAUUUGAUUUCCUUUAGAAUUCAUAACAAAGUUGCAAAAUGAUUGUUUUACAUUACAACCGCGUCAACUUUGUAGUGCUGACUGUAGCGUCGACAUAGCUUUUACGUCAAUGGUAGGUAACAUGUUGGCUCGGGAAUCUUAAUUGGUAACAUUUUUCAAACUUAAGAAUGACAUCAUAUUUAAGAAUGUACUAAGAAUGAGGGGGGAAAUGUUGGCUUGUGCGACUAUAGUUUGUAAGAGUAAGAAAAAUAAUACUGCAUAAAUUUUACCUAGAAAACUUUUAAAUAUUUUUAGCUUCUUCACGAGGAAUGCAAGCUAAGAGUGACUGUCGGCAAAUCAAAAGCAUUCGUCGUCCUCUUGCUCCGGAGAACACUCGGGAUCACGGAACUAGACCUUCUACUCAAUCUAGUCUCCAGUCUUUGCGGGGAAUGACUAUCCCGCGUGAGGUAAAACGUGAGAUCUUAAGGCGGCAGUCCAUGCGCUCAAAGGAAAAACAGCAGCAGCAACUACAAGGCGAUAAGCAACGAGAAAUGCAGUUGGAGGAUACUGUGGGAGUGUAUACCAGGAUAAAUAUGUUAAAGGGUAGUUUGAGCUACAAGGGAAAGCCUACGAACAGGUACCUUUGUUUGUGACUUUAAUUUAUUGGCUGAUUUGAGGUUGUCCUUGAGACUGCGCGCGUAGUUGUUGUGUGAUGGAGUCGUUUUGGGCAUAGUAUCCCUUAUGUUAUUGGCAAUUAUAAGGUUUCAUGGGAGACUGGGGCCAAAUUCGUCACCCAAAACAAUCUCUCAACGUCACCAAUACAAUGAGUUAAGGGGGCAUAUUUUGUAGCCACAUUAGACCAUAGUCACUAUGGCAAAUCACAGAAAUCGAGGAAAAUAGUAUCAACCAACCGAGUCAAAUACACCAGGGGACGAAAGGAUGCGGUAAGAUUUGACUGAAGAUAUGCCAGAUGAGUCAGCCAACUGCUGAAACAAGGCAAGGCAAUGCAAAACCAAAGCAACUAUGAAAUUGCUCACGAAUUUCACUAAAUAUCAAAACUGAUCUGAUUUUUAUCAGACGUUUUAAUCAGUCGUGAGUAAACUGCUUUAGGUUUGGGAUGAAUUUCACGGCAGUUUUCCCCUUAGGAGCAUCGCAUAAACCCCUAAACAACCCACACUUAAUUUAGUCCCAGAUAUAUGCGCUCGCUCAGGUUCUUCUGGCUGGAGUCUUUGUUUCAAGUAUAUAAAACGGAACAUUUAAAUUUCCAUUUAGCUCUAAAUCGCAAAUUUCUACCCCAACAGAAAUAGAUAAAACUAAUUUCUGUUUUUUUGAAAUUAUACAGUCCUCUCAUGAUUCAGUAGUAAAAAUAUGGUUUCUACGGAAAAUAGAAGCUCUGGUGAACUUUAAUUAACUGCUUUUGAUUCAACUUCAGUUUUUAUGACUUUCCAUUAUUUAAUUUACAGUUUUGAGGAAGGAGGUAAAAUGGUCAACGCGCAUACACCAUCAUCAAUGUCCCAAACUUGCAAAAACCAGUUUACCUCGCCUACCAGUGAUUCAAUGAGUAUGUCAUUCCAAAGAUCCUCUGUUUUGAGCACGAAAGAUAGAAAUGAAUAUCGAAAAGAUUUCCGUCAUGUAAGGAAUCAGGAGGUCUUUCCCUCGCAAAAACCUAUAGCAAGAAAAGGCUCAAGCGCUGUUACGAGGAGAAGAAAUAUCCAGGGAGCAUUUGUGGGCCCCAAAGGGAACAAUGCAACACUGCAUGAUAGAUAUUGUACUAGUUGCUCAGGAGAAAGUCUGAAGAAAGGAGAACUAGAAGUACUUUCGGACUACGAGGUGGUCGCUUACCACGAUCUGGAAGAAGAUAAAAAAGUUGCCCUAGGGAAGACCUCUCAGGGCUUUACUACUGUGGAGAAAAAAUUUGAUGAAUCAAAGUGUGACAAAAAAAAUAAGUCUGAAAUUGCAAAAAAAGAAUUUGAGACAAAAGGCUCCUCGUCGGGAGUAUUGGGGACUGGUGACAAAAAAAGAAAUUUUAUUCAAGCAGUAACGAACAGAGUGAUUCUUCCGAUCCGGUUACAGAAACAAACCAGUCGUUUGAAUAAAAGAGGCGAUUUGGUGGCCCACGGUGAGCGUAGUUUUACAGUUGGCGAAGACGUACUAAAAGAAGAGAAAUUCAUGGAGAAAAAUGAAGAAAAUGGUGUCUAUAAAACAGAAAAGGUGACUCCUUUGAGCGCUGGUAAGUUGCAAAAGUUGAUCAGAGAAAAAGUUCUCAGCCAAUCACAAGCUAAAAGCACGAAAGCCAAUCCCAAGACAGUGGUGCUGGCUGACUACGUGCGUACACUCCAAAUGCACAUGGGAAUCACAGACAGUGUCGUCCCAGAAAGUAAAUCACCUGACUUUAGUGCAACUCCAUUUAUAGCAACAGCAAGAAAGUUUGGAAGUGAAGAUGGCAAGGAAGAUCCUCCAACAGCGAUGCAAAGGCGGUUAGAAAUGCUGCAGGAGCAACUGGUUCGACUACCAUCGACGUUUACUUUGUUAGACGGAGACUUGGUGGAAGAUUGA
This is a messenger RNA of Porites evermanni, 7980 nucleotides long. NCBI's taxonomy places the organism in Eukaryota, Metazoa, Cnidaria, Anthozoa, Scleractinia, Poritidae. The record is from the annotation of a GenBank genome assembly.